CGAGAACCCGAACCCAUAUCUUCAGACAACGUUCAAGCAUCGUUGCUCUCCCUCCUUCAACACCACACUACCUACGUGCUUAUCCAAGAUGUUUUUUUCAUUCGCCUUCGACGUCACUACUUCUCUCCUAGUUUUGGUCACAUUGGCCGCAUUAGUGUACAGAAAAAUCUCAAGCAAAAACAACAAGAAAACAAAUAAAAAGUUUGAAGAAGACGGUUUGUUAGAACCGCCAUCUCCAAGAAAACUACCUAUUAUUGGUCAUCUUCACCUCCUUGGGGGAUAUGAGGUUCCUUAUCAAGCUUUCAGUGCCCUGGGAAGAAAAUUCGGCGAUGUGGUAAAGCUGCAACUUGGGGGAGUAAAGUGUGUAGUGGUGCAAGGACAAAAAAAUAUAAGAGAGGGUUUGGUUACCAAAGGAAGCCACUUUGAUUCCCGGCCUAGCUUCGAGAGGUACCAACAGUUGUUUGAUGGAAACAAAGAUAACUCAUUGGCAUUUUGCGACUGGUCAGAAAAGCAAAAGACACGAAGAGACAUGCUGAAAACACAUACCUUUCCCAGAGCAUUCACUAACAAUUUUUACAAUUUAGAAGACCUAAUAUCAAGUGAAACAGAAAAUAUGAUUUCUCAGAUUAAACCCAACGGAAGUACACAGUUAAAGAAAAUUAUUUCACGUAACUGUGCAAAUAUAUUUCUUAGCCAUUUCUGCUCCAAAAAAUAUGAUACUGAGAACAAAAAAUUUGUCCAGAUGGUCGAUAACUUUGACGAAAUUUUUUAUGAAGUAAAUCAAGGGUACGCAGCUGACUUUUUACCCUUCUUGACACCGUUUUUAAAGAAGAAUAUGAAUAGAAUGAAGGCAGUUACUCAUGAAAUCAGACAAUUCGUUACCGAGGAGAUCAUUGAAAAAAGAUACCAUGAGUUUGAUGUGGAUUCGGAACCUAGGGACUACGUAGAAAAUUUGAUCAAAUCAGUUAAGGAUGACGAGGUUGACUUCACGUGGGAAACUGCUUUAUUUGCUUUAGAAGAUAUCAUUGGUGGACAUUCUGCCGUGGCAAAUUUUUUGGCGAAAUUAUUUGCGUUUCUAGUCAAUGAAUCCGAGGUCCAACUAAAAAUUCAACAGGAAAUUGAUGACAACGUAGGGAAAAACAAGCUCGUUACCAUUGGAGAUCGAAAUGCUUUGCCAUACACUGAAGCUGUUAUUUAUGAAGCUAUUAGGCUCAUUUCGUCACCUAUUGUACCCAGAGUUGCAAAUAGAGACAGUUCUAUUAAUGGAUAUAGAGUGGAAGAAGGAUCCAUCCUUUUCCUUAACAAUUAUGAACUCAACAUGUCCGAAGAGUUGUGGGAGCAACCUAAUAAGUUCAUGCCUGAACGGUUCCUGAGGAACGGAACGAUCUUUAAACCGGAACACUUUUUGCCUUUUGGAGGAGGGAGAAGAAGCUGCAUGGGCUACAGGAUGGUUCAACUUAUAUCCUUCGGAUUCCUUGGCGGUCUCUUACAAAACUUCACGAUACAACCAGUAGCAAAUGAAACAUAUAAAGUACCAAUUGGAUCACUAGCGCUCGAUAAAGAUCCUUUCAAAUUUAAAUUUGUACCAAGAUAAUUUUUCAGUUUGACUUUAACAUUUGGAAUUAUUGAAAUUCUGUAUACUGGUGAUAUAAUUUAUUUUUGUGUUAUAUUUAGAAUAUUUAUUUUUGUAUGAUAAGGAAAGACUUGUUGAAUCUCUGAAGGAUAUAUUUUUUAAUAAAACUUA
This is a messenger RNA of Diabrotica virgifera virgifera (western corn rootworm), 1744 nucleotides long. RefSeq names its product cytochrome P450 307a1-like. Lineage: Eukaryota; Metazoa; Arthropoda; Insecta; Coleoptera; Chrysomelidae. The transcript has 3 exons. Gene Ontology annotation, molecular function: iron ion binding; monooxygenase activity; oxidoreductase activity, acting on paired donors, with incorporation or reduction of molecular oxygen. The record is from RefSeq and is a predicted model, not a curated record. Bases 89 to 1594 code for a protein of 501 amino acids.